Messenger RNA from Nelumbo nucifera (sacred lotus), 696 nucleotides. RefSeq names its product MIZU-KUSSEI-like protein (Protein of unknown function, DUF617). Gene Ontology annotation, biological process: hydrotropism. The record is from RefSeq and is a predicted model, not a curated record. Lineage: Eukaryota; Viridiplantae; Streptophyta; Magnoliopsida; Proteales; Nelumbonaceae.
AUGACGAUAUUCGACUCCCUCCGUCGAUAUCUCCUCCCUUGCUUCCCCACCAGUACUGCAACCACAGCGGCGGCCGCCACCACCAAGAAGCGCUUAAGCACCUCGUUAAGGGACGACAACCACCACCAAGACCGUCAACAUAAUCAAGAAGAGUCGACAACAACCACGGAAGAAACCGACAGCAACGAUCAAGUCCCACCGCGUCCAUCAAAAUCGAUGGUGACUGGUACCAUCUACGGCCACCGCAGAGGCCACGUGUGUUUCUGCAUUCAACAAGAUCGUCUGAACUGCAAGCCCUCCCUUCUCUUCGAACUUUCCAUACCCACCUACGUUCUUGUCAAAGAAAUGCAGUGUGGGAUCCUCCGGAUCGCUCUCAAGUGCGACCGCCCCGAUAUGAAUUCAUGUCCGUUGCAUUCUAUACCCAUUUGGACCAUGUACUGUAAUGGACGUAAAGUUGGCUUCGCAAAGCGGAAGAGGGUGACGGACAAGGACCGUUUGAUGUUGAAGACGAUGCAGUCAAUAUCGGUUGGCGCAGGUGUGAUCCCGGCGGCGUCGGAAGGAGAGGGGGAGAUCAUAUACAUGAGAGCGAGUUACGAACGAGUCGUUGGGAAUGCUGACUCCGAGUCGUUUCAUCUCAUCAAUCCGGAUAACUGCCCUGGUCAGGAGCUCAGCGUCUUCUUGCUGAGGUCUCGUUGA